Molecule: messenger RNA, 438 nt
Organism: Paramecium sonneborni
Lineage: Eukaryota; Ciliophora; Oligohymenophorea; Peniculida; Parameciidae
Source: the annotation of a GenBank genome assembly
AUGGAGUAUUAGAAAGAUAUAUAUGAUAUUUUAGUUUAAUCAAAAGAUUUAGACUAAUAAAUAUACAAGGUAAUAAUCGAAAUGUUGAGAAAAAAUAAUAUUUCUGAAUCUUUAAAAUAUCUUACAGAUUAGGAAAACCUCUAAAGUUGCGAAUAACGCAUUUUAAAAGCUAUGAAUUUACCAAUUGCCGAUUAAGAAAAGAAAUUAAAUGUGGCUUAAAAAAAAAUAAAGAUAAUGAUAAAUAUUAUGAAAUAAAUUAAAAAUCAUGACUUUAAUAAAAAAAAUUAUUGUACAGAUGCCUAGGAAGAAUAUAGAAAAGAGCUAUUUUAAAAAAUAUCAAAAGAUGAGCAAAUUGUCUAAUUGUUAAAAUUUUUAGUUCAGCUCACAGCUAUAGAUAAGUAAUUCAUAUAAAGCGGCUCGAACUCACUAAAUAUAUUA